Messenger RNA from Arthroderma uncinatum, 1803 nucleotides. RefSeq names its product transcription factor tau subunit sfc1. The coding region runs from base 1 to 1803 and encodes 600 amino acids. Gene Ontology annotation, cellular component: transcription factor TFIIIC complex. The transcript has 5 exons. Gene Ontology annotation, biological process: transcription initiation at RNA polymerase III promoter. Lineage: Eukaryota; Fungi; Ascomycota; Eurotiomycetes; Onygenales; Arthrodermataceae. The record is from RefSeq and is a predicted model, not a curated record.
AUGUCUCGCGGGAACAACCCAGGUGGCGGGAGAGAACGGUCUGCACCAUGGUAUCCCGUUCCAUCCCAAGAUAUCGUCAGCGUAGAGCAUCCGUGUAUUGUCAAGAAUGUCGAAAAGGCCAUCGAUACCCUCCAGGGACAUUCAGGCAUAUCAGAAAUGUUAAAUUCUUUACACCGAGACUCACCGCUGACCCUCCUUUUGAAUCCGGAAGAUGUCAUGAGCAGGCCGUUACGGUCGACAAGCAAGCAGUCAAAUAACAUCCUGCUCAAAGUCAGCGUGCCCAGGAGAACAGGUCGAAGACGGAAACGAGGUUCUCAGGAUCCGUUUGUCGACAGCCAUGACGAGGACGCUGUUAUGUCUCCUGACAAGCUAGAUGCUCGGGGACUUCUUCGCCGCCUCCAGGAGAAUGCUGGCCAGUAUCAGGUGGAUGUUGUAGGGCAGGUGAAUCGAACGCACGUCUUUAGAGAGCUGCCGGACUUUGCAUACUCGACCACAGGAAGCCCCUUUGUACAAAAGUUUCGAGAAACGGUACUACCAUUUGAGUACGACAAAUUAAAAGAAUUUGAACUUGAUAUGACCAAAGGGGCCGUAUCGAAUGUUGAUAUCGUUCCACCCCCUGCUCUAAGUAACAAUGACGUUGCCUUCCAAUAUCUAUACCGCCAAAACCCAACGGUGAGGCGUUCAAUCGACUCCUCUGGCCAAGUAACGACGACAAACACACAACGAGCAAUGAAAGUACUCACCCAUCUUAUAUCCUAUGACACUUCCUCAGUGCCGACGCAACCACUAGACAACUGCCCACCGCUUGCAGACCAGGAUCCAACCGUUAUCGACACCGUUGCAGCACUCCGCCUCUUAUUCGCUGAAAGACCAGCCUGGACACGUCGUGGCCUCCGUAACAAACUACCUACUCCUGAAAAGAAGUAUGCUCUUCGUCUCGCCAUUCCAUAUGUCGGGUAUCUCUUCCGGUCCGGCCCCUGGCGCGACGGGAUCUUCAGGUUUGGCUACGACCCUCGCGCAACACCGGAUUCCCGCAUCUAUCAAACCCUCAUGUUCCGCAUGUUCCCCGUGUCGGCAGAGGCAGAAGGACGAGAUCAGGCUGAAGGUGCCCCCAACGCUCCCUUUACACCGACCACCACACCCCUCUCGGGAAGGCGACUCACGAUCCCCCGCCUAUCGUAUGAGAACAAUACUGAUCCCUCCCUUAUCAAUUCUCAUUUAUUCACUGGCCAGCCGCCCCUUGCCCGAGACGGUAAGACAUGGAUGAUAACGGAUAUCACGGAUCCUAUUCUUCAGCGGCUCCUUGAUCCUUCGUCACCAGAAGCUCACCCACCGCGUCUCACAUGCGAUGUUUAUUCGUGCGGCUGGUAUGGUAAUGUGACGCUGUCAAUCGCGCGUGCCAUAAUGCGUAAGAAAUUGUCAUUGAUGGUGGAGAAUCGUACGGACUGGCCUACCGAAGAAGAACUGCAGCCUCUCCUCACCUUGCCGAGUCACGUUGAGGGUGACGAGGAUAUCAAUAAAAUAUCGGCGAAUGAUACACUGGGAGCCGUCCCUAUACAUCUAGUCUCGGAGAUUCGUACCGUUGUUCGAAACGUUCCGUGGAAAAUGGAUAAGCUGAGGGAUAGGCCCAGGGGAUCUACUGGCGGAGACCAGAAGAGAGUCAGGUGGGAUGACCAGCAACAGGAGGAGGAUGAGGCAGAGGAGGGAGAAGAGCAUGAUCAGGAGCAGGAAGAUGAAGGAGAUGAAGAUGAGGAAAUGGAAGAUUUUGACGAGCAAGCAGGUGAAGCCGAGAAGAGAGAUUAG